GGGGGAAACUGAGACCAGCCCAGGCAGGAGGAGUGCCGAGGAGCUCAGAGCGAGCCAGUGGUGCGCUCCGGCCGGGCUGGCGUUCGCUCCGUGAACAACCUGCGGGAGGCACGGUGGGGGCCGGCUCCAGGGCUGGGCCCCCGAGAGAGCGGAGGGGGCUUAAGUGGACGCGAUUGUUGCCUGCCUGGGGCGUCCAGCAGCAAGCACCGCCGUGCAAGCGAACGCACAGAUUCAAACCGGGACCGUCCCUUUGGGAGAGGCAGACACAGAUCUAAGGGGAGGCCAGGUGUCGGUCUGUGGUCAGGGAAGGCUUCCUGAGGGUGGUGGCCCGUGAGCUGCAGGGGCCGGAGGAAAUACAUCCCUAGGCAGAGGGCACAGCCCCAGGCGGAGGGGCCCUGAGUUGGCAAAGGGCUUGAGGCCAUGAGGCAGGUCCAGCCUUCAGGGCAGACAGGAGGCUUACGCUGUGUCCAGUACCGUGAUGGGCGGACAGAACGCACCGUCUGCAUGGACUGCGCAGGCGUGCACGCCGCUCCUACGCCCCAGACUUAAGUCAGGUGCAGAGAGAAAGUUGCAGGCAGGGCAUGUGCCACGAAGGGGAGGAUAUCAGUAUGUUACCUACGUGUAGGGCUCUCUGAACUUCUCGACUCUCAGGCUGACAUUGGCAAAGCUGUGUUUCUGGGCUCGCGUCUGUUCCGUUGGUACGUUGUUGCCAGUGCCACACCUUUUGAUGACCUGAGCUCUGUGAUAUGUUCUGAAAUCAGGAAGCAGAUGUGACAAUGGAUCAUCAUGUUUCCACCAUCAAACCUCGCCGAAUCCAGAACCAAAAUGUCAUCCACCGCUUGGAGCGCCGGCGCAUCAGCUCGGGCAAGGCAGGCACCCACUGGCACCAGGUCCGCGUGUUCCACCAGAACGUCUUCCCCAACUUCACCGUGGUCAACGUGGAAAAGCCGCCCUGUUUCUUGCGUAAAUUCUCACCCGACGGGCGCUACUUUAUUGCCUUCUCUUCAGACCAGACGUCUCUCGAGAUCUAUGAGUACCAGGGCUGCCAGGCAGCCGAGGACCUGCUGCAGGGCUACGAGGGGGAGAUCCUGUCCAAUGGCAAUGACCAGCGGUCGGUCAACAUCCGCGGGCGGCUCUUCGAACGGUUUUUUGUCCUGCUGCACAUCACCAACGUGGCGGCCAACGGGGAGCACCUGAACCGGGAGUGCAGCCUGUUCACCGACGACUGCCGCUGUGUCAUCGUGGGCUCGGCUGCCUACCUCCCGGACGAGCCUCACCCCCCUUUCUUUGAGGUCUACCGGAACAGCGAGUCCGUGACCCCCAACCCGCGGUCCCCUCUGGAGGACUACUCCCUCCACAUCAUUGACCUCCACACCGGCCGCCUGUGUGACACGCGCACCUUCAAGUGUGAUAAAGUGGUCCUGUCUCACAACCAAGGGCUGUACUUGUACAAAAACAUCCUGGCCAUCUUGUCGGUGCAGCAGCAGACCAUCCACGUCUUCCAGGUGACGCCCGAAGGCACGUUCAUCGACGUGCGGACCAUUGGCCGCUUCUGCUAUGAGGACGACCUGCUCACCGUCUCCGCCAUUUUCCCCGAGGUUCAGCGGGACAGCCAGACGGGCAUGGCCAACCCCUUCAGGGACCCCUUCAUCAACUCCCUGAAGCACCGGCUGCUCGUCUACUUGUGGCGCCGGGCAGAGCAGGAUGGGAGCGCCAUGGCCAAGCGGCGCUUCUUCCAGUAUUUUGACCAACUGCGGCAGCUGCGCAUGUGGAAGAUGCAGCUUCUGGAUGAGAACCACCUGUUUAUCAAGUACACGAGCGAGGACGUGGUCACGCUGCGGGUCACAGACCCGUCACAGGCGUCUUUCUUUGUGGUGUACAAUAUGGUGACAACAGAGGUGAUCGCGGUGUUUGAGAACACGUCCGACGAGCUCCUGGAGCUCUUUGAGAACUUCUGUGACCUCUUCCGGAACGCUACCCUGCACAGCGAAGUCCAGUUUCCCUGCUCAGCGUCCAGCAACAAUUUUGCAAGGCAGAUCCAACGCCGGUUUAAAGACACUAUUGUGAACGCCAAGUAUGGGGGGCACACCGAGGCCGUGCGCCGGCUGCUGGGCCAGCUCCCCAUCAGCGCCCAGUCCUACAGUGGCAGCCCCUACCUCGAUCUGUCGCUCUUCAGCUACGAUGACAAGUGGGUGUCCGUCAUGGAGCGGCCCAAGACGUGUGGCGACCACCCUAUCAGCAAAUGCUUUUCAAAUACCCGGGUUCCAGGAAGGACUGUGAAAGGCGCCAGAGGCCGUGGAUCCAGCAGCUGCUCUUGGGAGAAGGAAGUGUGUGUGCCAGCAUGGAAGAUAGCCAUCUGCCAGGAUUGUUUCCCUCCCUCGGGUUUUCUCCGGGGAACUGCUACAGCUGCAGGGGCUGGGCGUAAUUGCAUGUUCUCGCGUGGAAGCAUGCGCCCAUCUGGGCCGUCUGGCCGUGCAGGUGGGAGAGUGAGCAGCUCUGUGGCCACGGUAGAGACAGACGCUGUUGAGCACGUACUGCAGUCGGGGCAGUGGGAGCUGGCAAGCGCCAGUUGUCCCUCGAGGGAUCAGACUGGUUGUUCCUGGACGGUUGAGCCAUCACAGCUGCCCUGCAAACACCUGCCGGCGCCAGCCUGUCACAUUCUCAGCUGUCUCCUCCAGGGGGCUUGUCAGGCUGUUAGGUUUCAUCUUCAUAACGUGCCCAUUGUUCGUGUCGCGAACUUGCCGGGUGACAUCUGAGUGCGACGGUAGCUUUGGAAGGAGCCAUGGCUGUAGACAGCUGGCCCUGUACCCUUCCACUGCCACAGCGACUUCCCUGGGGACCUAGGAAUGGGAGAGGAGAUGCCAAGCCCCAUCAAAACAUUUUGGGAGAUUUUAUCAUUGUCAUUUAGUUAGUACUCAACACAGGAUCUGACCACCUGUGUUCACCUGCGAGGAGUCAGGUAGGUGCUGUGGCAAGAUGUUGAGGAGAGAAAGAGGCAGAUGAAGGGAAAGCUCCAGUACUGUCUGGGACUUCUGGGGCAACAUUUCUUUAAGCACACAGCCCCCCAUUUCCCCUAUCCCGCACCCUACGAUCAUACUCGGGAAGCCUUAGGGUGAAGCUGACCCUCAGGAUGGCAGAAUGAAGGGAAGAACCCGGACCACCGAUGGCAAGGGUGACAAGCUCACGACCUGGGAGCCCGGCUGCCAUCUGGAUUUCCAGGUCUGUGAGCAGUACGUUUCCUGCCGUUGAAGGCAUGAAUCGGGCUUUGCUCCCGGCAGUGAAAGCAAUCAGUAGGUGCAGAGAGAAAGGCAGGGCCCCAGAGGAGAAUCUUGGUCCUGAGUCCCUGCUGCUCGGCACCGGUUCAGUUCCAGUUGUCAGGAGACCCUGUGCUUGAUUCCUGUCCUGGGGUUUCUGUAAGAUGCCUGCCUCUCCCACGGUCCCUGCAGCCACACCGGAGCUGGCCUGGAGGUUUCUUGUAGCUAAAAGGACUUAACCUGAAAUGGGAGAUAAAGCACUCGGCCUAUUGAGUACUUGACCCACGUUAAGUUCUCAACUCCUACGUGUUUGCUUGUAUUAACGUCGUUUCUAAAGGAUUCAAGGCUGCUCAGUCAGUCUGUGUCUUCGCUCCACAAAUGUCCAAUGGAUCUCAAGGAUCUUUGGAGAAAAAGAUCUUUGAAACAAAAAUGUGUUGUUUUUUUUAAAAUAUUUUUAUUGAUUUCAGAGAGGAAGGGAGAAGGAGAGAGAUAGAAACAUCAAUGAUGAGAGAGAAUCAUGGAUCGGCUGCCCCCUGCACG
Molecule: messenger RNA, 3794 nt
Organism: Myotis myotis
Lineage: Eukaryota; Metazoa; Chordata; Mammalia; Chiroptera; Vespertilionidae
Gene: DET1
Product: DET1 partner of COP1 E3 ubiquitin ligase
Exons: 5
Coding region: 777-2756 (659 amino acids)
Biological process (GO): protein ubiquitination; positive regulation of proteasomal ubiquitin-dependent protein catabolic process
Cellular component (GO): nucleus; cullin-RING ubiquitin ligase complex
Molecular function (GO): ubiquitin protein ligase binding; ubiquitin-like ligase-substrate adaptor activity
Source: RefSeq, a predicted model, not a curated record